Molecule: messenger RNA, 1626 nt
Organism: Trichechus manatus latirostris (Florida manatee)
Lineage: Eukaryota; Metazoa; Chordata; Mammalia; Sirenia; Trichechidae
Gene: VSX2
Product: visual system homeobox 2
Exons: 5
Coding region: 41-1123 (360 amino acids)
Biological process (GO): regulation of transcription by RNA polymerase II
Cellular component (GO): nucleus
Molecular function (GO): DNA-binding transcription factor activity, RNA polymerase II-specific; sequence-specific double-stranded DNA binding
Source: RefSeq, a predicted model, not a curated record
CCAAAGACCUGCGGCCUCGGCCCCUCCAAAGAGCCGGGAGAUGACGGGAAAAGCAGGGGAAGUGGUGAGCAAGCCCAGAGCCGAGACAGUGGCCAAGAGUACUUCGGGGGGCGCCCCGGCCAGGUGCACCGGCUUCGGCAUCCAGGAAAUCCUGGGCUUAAACAAGGAGCCUCCCAGCUCCCACCCGCGGGCCGCCCUCGACGGCCUGGCCCCCGGGCACUUGCUGGCGGCGCGCUCUGUGCUCACCCCCGCAGGAGUGGGCGGCAUGGGGCUGCUGGGGCCCGGGGGACUCCCUGGCUUCUACGCGCAGCCCACCUUCCUGGAAGUGCUGUCCGACCCGCAGAGCGUCCAUUUGCAGCCGCUGGGCAGAGCGUCCGGGCCGCUGGACACCAGCCAGACAGCCAGCUCGGAUUCUGAAGAUGUUUCCUCCAGCGACCGAAAAAUGUCCAAGUCGGCUUUAAACCAGACCAAGAAGCGGAAGAAGCGGCGACACAGGACAAUCUUUACCUCCUACCAGCUAGAGGAGCUGGAGAAGGCAUUCAACGAGGCCCACUACCCAGACGUCUAUGCCCGGGAGAUGCUAGCCAUGAAAACGGAGCUGCCAGAGGACAGGAUACAGGUCUGGUUCCAGAACCGCAGAGCCAAGUGGAGGAAGCGGGAGAAGUGCUGGGGCCGGAGCAGCGUCAUGGCGGAGUACGGGCUGUAUGGCGCCAUGGUGCGACACUCCAUCCCCCUGCCAGAGUCCAUCCUCAAGUCCGCCAAGGAUGGCAUCAUGGACUCCUGUGCCCCAUGGCUACUGGGGAUGCACAAAAAGUCGCUGGAGGCAGCAGCUGAGUCGGGGAGGAAGCCCGAGGUGGAACGCCAGGCCCUGCCCAAGCUCGACAAGAUGGAGCAGGAGGAACGGGGCCCCGACCCUCAGGUGGCCAUCUCUCAGGAGGAACUGAGGGAGAACAGCAUUGCGGCGCUCCGAGCCAAAGCUCAGGAGCACAGCACCAAAGUGCUGGGGACUGUGUCUGGGCCGGACAGCCUGGCCCAGAAUGCCGAGAAGCCUGAGGAGGUGGCCAUAGAAGAAGACAGGCCCAUGGAGAAGCUGAGUCCACCACAGCCUGAGGACAUGGCUUAGGUCGAGGGGCACUCAGACUUAGAGGCCCAGGACUCUGCUCUUCUCAGGGCCUGGGGUGCUGGGAGGUGUUCUUCAGGGCAGGGCCCAGGCCUGGUCUCUGCUGCCCUCCCCUGGCCUACAGAACCCCGUUACUCCUUGGGUGACUCCAGGCACAGCUCGGUGCUGGCCGAGGCUUUGGACCAUGCUGAAACAUCUGUCACCUAGUCCUGAUCUCUCUGGCAUCCUCCUCCUCGUCCCAGAAGCCUUCUUGCUGCCCAAAACCACCUCCUUGAGCCGCUCUCACUCAAUCCUUUGACAACUCUCACUGUCCAAAUCCUCCCCUCCCUCUGAUUCUUCUCUAAAGAGCCCUCCUUCCCAGCUCUGCAUCUCUGUAGAUUCUGUUCCACCCAUGCUUGUUGCUGCAAACGCAUUACGUGCUGCAGCCAUGACCCUGACUGAGGACCUGCCCUCCAGCUCCAGUGCCCGGAAUACCCAGUCCUCAGCAAAAGUCUACUUCCAGCUCU